Molecule: messenger RNA, 2155 nt
Organism: Homalodisca vitripennis (glassy-winged sharpshooter)
Lineage: Eukaryota; Metazoa; Arthropoda; Insecta; Hemiptera; Cicadellidae
Product: arylsulfatase B-like
Exons: 11
Coding region: 237-1895 (552 amino acids)
Source: RefSeq, a predicted model, not a curated record
UUGUUUUCCGUAAGGUUAUAUUGACUGAUUGCCCUGAACCUUUGAUCCCUGUUUGUUUGAUAAGUUAUCCCUACGUUCUAAAAGUACAAAACUAGUAUCACAGUAGCGGUCGACAACAACUUAACUCCCUAUUCUACUCUUCUCUGAUUCGAAAAUAGGUCUACAUAUUCUACGUGGAAUCAGUCGUUAUAUACAGAUUCCCAACGUGCAUAUAUUGGUUCAGAACCAAGUUUGAGAUGUAUGGAAUAUUAUCUGCGUAUCUCUUGAUCACUACUAUAUCAAGGGUUAGCAGCAUCAGUGACUUGCCCCACAUCAUCAUUAUCUUAGCAGACGAUCUGGGGUGGAAUGACGUGAGUUUCCAUGGCUCUAAUCAAUUUUUAACACCCAACAUUGAUGCUCUGGCAUACUCUGGAUUGAUACUGAAAGACUACUACACACAACCGAUUUGCACACCUUCCAGGGCCGCUUUACUCUCUGGCAAACAUCCAAUACAUAAUGGAAUGCAGCAUGACGUCAUAUAUGCACCGGAACCAUGGGGUCUGCCGCUGACCGAGAAGUUGAUGCCGGAAUUCUUACAGGACUUAGGGUACACAACAAGAGCUGUGGGCAAAUGGCAUCUGGGGUUCUUUAAGGCAGACUACACUCCCUCCAGGAGAGGAUUCGACUCGCACUACGGUGCCUGGCUAGGCCAUCAGGACCACUACACUCACAUGGCAUUCGAGAAACAUCCGGGUUUUGACUUCCACAGAGAAUUGAAUGUCUCUUGGGAAGCAAAAGGUAAGUAUGCUGCUGAUAUCUUCACUGAAGAGGCGGAACACAUAAUCCAAGAACAUGACGUCGAGUCACCGCUGUUCUUGUACCUCGCACACAUCUCGCCUCACGCACCUCUCGAGGCACCACAAGAUCUGAUCAACCAGUUUAGAUACAUACCAGACAGGAAAAGACGCACAUUUGCAGCUAUGGUGACAAAACUGGACGAAUCCGUGGGCCGAGUGACCCAAGCUCUCAGGGACAAGAACAUGUUAAACAACUCCAUCAUUCUGUUUUUAUCCGACAAUGGAGGAGCCACAAACGGUUUUAAUGGCAAUGUUGCUUCAAACUGGCCUCUUAGAGGGGGCAAAGACACGUUGUGGGAGGGAGGGGUGCGAGUAGUAGGAGCGGUGUGGAGUCCCUUGCUGUCAGGAACACCUAGGGUCCAUCGAGGACUAAUCAACUCCGAGGACUGGCUACCCACACUCCUCUCAGCUGCCGAAGGAUUAAAGGACGAAGAUGUGAACAAGUUCGAUGGUUUUAGCCAAUGGGAUGCUCUAAACAAGCGGGGCACCGCACCAUAUGACACACUAUUGCACAACAUCGAUGACAAUCGUACGAUACGAGCAAUCAGGAAGGGGCCUUGGAAAAUAGUAAUAGGUAGGACGUACGGUGGCCAGUAUGAUGGCCACUAUGGCAAGUUGAGUGGGAAGGUGGCCUAUGACCCGGAAGUAAUAAGGGACAGCAUGGUUGGUAGAGCAAUACAGGACACUUCCAGCCCCCUUCCCAGUUCACAAAUAAUGUUGGACCUGAGAGCUCAGGCUACUGUCACUUGCACGCCCUCUUCCGAUGUAGCUCCUCAUGUCAUACAAGUUCGGGAAAUCAAUUCCAUAGAACAAGGAUUUAGAUCGCAAAGAAAAGAUACCUCUGAGUGUAAACCACACAUAGCUCCUUGUCUUUUCAACAUAGUGGAGGAUCCGUGUGAAUACCAUAACCUGGCAGCUGAACGACCUGAUGUGGUUAAUGAUUUGAUUGAACUGCUGAAGAGCUACCAUCCCGUACCAAUCAACAACAAACCUGAAGACCCUCGCAGCUUCCCGUCCAACUGGAACAACACCUGGACCACUUGGAUGGACUUUGUAUAGUUCAAAAACAAGUUAUGCAGCUUUUAUCUGUGUAUAUUUAGAGAUUAAUAUCAUUAUGAGGAACUCACUACUUAUGUAAUCUCAAAAACAUCAUGCAAUAUUGUAUUAUUUAACAGGUGUCUGACACCUGGUGGAUGAACAAAUAAUUUGUUAUUGGUAUUAACUAAGGAACAGCUCUAACGACUAACUGCACAAACUAGCACAGUAUUAUGACUAGCUUUAAGAAUGUAUUUAUCUAAUUAAACUUAUUUAUAACUGUG